AUGACACAACGCAAAGGCGAGAAACCCACCAUCAGCAUCCAAGAGCACAUGGCUAUUGACGUGUGCCCGGGACCCAUCCAGCCCAUCAAGCAGAUCUCGGACUACUUCCCCCGGUACCCGCGCGGUCUGCCCCCCGCCGCUCACCUGGGCCCGCCGCUCCGAGCCCAGUCCUCCAGCGCCAGCACCGCCUCCUCCACGGCCGACGGCUCCCAUGAGGACGCACACGCGCUGGACAGGCCGGCGCUCGGGCCAGUGGCGGCCGGAGCCUCGGGGUGUUCUGCGGGCUCCAGGAGGGACGAGGAGCCGGACGUGGAGGGCUAUGACUCGGACGACUCCACCACUCUGGGGACUCUGGAGUUCAGCCUGUUGUACGACCAGGAGAACAACGCCCUGCACUGCACUAUCAACAAGGCCAAGGGCCUCAAGCCGAUGGACCACAAUGGCCUGUCGGACCCCUAUGUCAAGCUGCACCUUUUGCCUGGAGCCAGCAAGGCAAAUAAACUGCGAACCAAAACUCUGCACAACACACUCAACCCAGUGUGGAGUGAGACGCUGACCUACUACGGCAUCACCGACGAAGACAUGGUCCGCAAGACUCUCAGGAUUUCCGUGUGUGACGAGGACAAGUUCCGACACAAUGAGUUCAUUGGAGAGACACGCAUCCCUCUGAAGAAACUCAAGCCCAACCAGCUCAAGAACUUCAACAACUGUCUGGAGAAGCAGCUGCCCGUGAAUAAGAGUGAGGAUAAGUCUCUGGAGGAGCGCGGCCGCAUCAUGAUCUCUCUCAAGUACAACACCCAGAAGUCCUGCCUCGUGGUGGGCAUCAUCCGCUGUGCCCACCUCGCCGCCAUGGACGCCAACGGCUUCUCCGACCCCUACGUCAAAACGUAUCUGAAGCCAGACGAGAACAAGAAAUCCAAGCACAAGACGGCCGUGAAGAAGAAGACGCUCAACCCAGAAUUCAACGAGGAGUUCUGUUAUGACAUUAAAUAUGCAGACCUGACCAAGAAGACCCUGGAGGUGACUGUGUGGGACUACGACAUCGGCAAAUCCAACGACUUCAUUGGGGGCGUGUCUUUGGGCAUCAAUGCAAACGGGGAGCGGCUCAAGCACUGGUUUGACUGCCUCAAAAACAAGGACAAGAAAAUCGAGCGUUGGCACACGCUAACCAAUGAGCUGCCAGGAGCGCUAAAUGACUAA
Boleophthalmus pectinirostris (great blue-spotted mudskipper) is the source of this 1200-nucleotide messenger RNA. RefSeq names its product double C2-like domains, beta (gene doc2b). Gene Ontology annotation, cellular component: membrane. Bases 1 to 1200 code for a protein of 399 amino acids. The transcript has 9 exons. Lineage: Eukaryota; Metazoa; Chordata; Actinopteri; Gobiiformes; Gobiidae. The record is from RefSeq and is a predicted model, not a curated record.